Molecule: messenger RNA, 582 nt
Organism: Mesitornis unicolor (brown roatelo)
Lineage: Eukaryota; Metazoa; Chordata; Aves; Mesitornithiformes; Mesitornithidae
Gene: TMEM9
Product: transmembrane protein 9
Exons: 5
Coding region: 7-582 (191 amino acids)
Cellular component (GO): lysosomal membrane
Source: RefSeq, a predicted model, not a curated record
UCCACGAUGUUUGCCCAGAGCCCCUGGAAGUGUGUGAGCGCUGCGCUGCUGAUGGCACUGCUGUGCUGCGUCCUUUCUCCUCCGGCACAAGCCAGCAAGAGCUCAGAGGACAUCCGCUGCAAGUGCAUCUGUCCCCCGUACCGCAACAUCAGCGGGCACAUUUACAACAAGAACGUGUCGCAGAAGGACUGCAACUGCCUGCAUGUUGUGGAGCCGAUGCCGGUGCCAGGGAACGACGUGGAGGCCUACUGCCUGCUGUGUGAGUGCAAGUACGAGGAGCGCAGCACCACCACCAUCAAGGUGAUCAUCAUCAUUUACUUGUCCGUGGUGGGGGCACUGCUGCUGUACAUGGCUUUCCUUGUGCUGGUGGACCCGCUGAUCCGGAAGCCGGAUGCUUACACCCAGCCCCUGCACAAUGAGGAGGAGAAUGAGGAUGCUCGCUCCUUGGCCGCAGCCCCCACCCCGUCCGGCGCUCGAGCCAACACGGUGCUGGAGAGGGUGGAGGGGGCCCAGCAGCGCUGGAAGCGCCAGGUGCAGGAGCAGAGGAAGACGGUUUUUGACCGCCACAAGAUGCUGAGCUAG